AUGGAUCCUAUUAGUAUAGCCUCGUCUGCUUCAACGUUAGCAGCGUUCGCCUUCCGCACUUCAAAGGAUAUCUACCAGGCUGUAGAUAGCAUCAAGAAUGCCGACGCUACGCUGUUGCAGCUGCAGAGCGAAGUGGAUGCGUUGCAGGCUGGUCUUGAGGGUAUCUCGACGACAUUUCAAAGCAGUGAGGUCGUUCAAACGUUUGCAAGGUAA
Messenger RNA from Cadophora gregata, 213 nucleotides. RefSeq lists its product as uncharacterized. Lineage: Eukaryota; Fungi; Ascomycota; Leotiomycetes; Helotiales; Ploettnerulaceae. The record is from RefSeq and is a predicted model, not a curated record. Bases 1 to 213 code for a protein of 70 amino acids. The transcript has 2 exons.